Messenger RNA from Zygosaccharomyces rouxii, 510 nucleotides. It is a transcript of the gene PTH4, whose product is annotated as Pth4p. Lineage: Eukaryota; Fungi; Ascomycota; Saccharomycetes; Saccharomycetales; Saccharomycetaceae. Gene Ontology annotation, cellular component: mitochondrial large ribosomal subunit. The coding region runs from base 1 to 510 and encodes 169 amino acids. The transcript has a single exon. Gene Ontology annotation, molecular function: translation release factor activity. Gene Ontology annotation, biological process: mitochondrial translational termination. The record is from RefSeq and is a predicted model, not a curated record.
AUGAUGCAGCAUGUUUGGAAAAGGUUGCUCAGUAGUAAAAUCGAACCCGCAUUACAAUCUGCUAGCAAAUGGGUUGAACAACUAGACUUACGUAAAGUUCCAGUAAAUUUAUUUGCCGUUAGGUUUGACAGAGCAAGUGGACCAGGUGGUCAAAAUGUUAAUAAAGUGAACAGUAAAUGCACUUUAAUGCUCUACAAUUUUUCUAAUUGCAGUUGGUUACCGCAGGAGGUUCGUAGCCAGAUUUUACAAAAAUCUAGAUACUAUGCACGUAGUAGUGAUUCGAUCGUUAUACAAGCGAGUGAAUCAAGAUCAAGGGAAUCUAACAAAAAAUUAGCACUUGAAAAAUUUGUCAAUCACAUUAAAGAAGUAUGUUGGUUCCCCAAGCCUACAGAAGAUACCACAAUUGCUAAGUGGGAUCAAAUCAAACGUAGUUCACACGAGAAACGAUUAAAUAAUAAGAAGAUGCAUAGUGAUAAGAAGAAAUUACGUAAAAGUAAAGAUUUCUUUUAG